This is a messenger RNA of Epinephelus lanceolatus (giant grouper), 3336 nucleotides long. Lineage: Eukaryota; Metazoa; Chordata; Actinopteri; Perciformes; Serranidae. The record is from RefSeq and is a predicted model, not a curated record.
CGCGGGAAAAGUGAAAAAUGGCGACUGAAGGAGUUUGAAGUUUAGCGCCACGAAGACCGAGACAGAGGGACAGAGACAGAGACAGAGGGACAGAGACAGACGGAGGGGACAGGACGGAGACACAGGGACAGUGAAGACAGUGAAGACACUUUAGUGUCCCGUCUGUCCCGAUACAGUCCAGCCCGUGUGUCGGAUCAGCAGCCGCCUGUCUGUGUCUCGGAGGACACAGAGGACGAUGUUUGACGACCUGACUGACGCUUUCUGUAGUCUGGAGCCUCAGGUGUCUCCAGGAGGCGGAGCAUGUCGGAGGGGGACGGGCCUGGAAGAAGGAGAGGGGGCGGAGUCCAGCCUGAGUGUUGGACAGUUCGUCCUCUGUCAUUGGUCAGAUGGACUGUACUACCUGGGCAAGAUACAGAGGGUGAGCCCGCCCAGACAGAGCUGCUUUGUCACGUUUGAGGACAACUCCAAGUUCUGGGUCCUCUGGAAGGACAUCCAGCAUGCUGGAGUGCCGGGGGAGGAGCCUCGCUGCUCAGUGUGCAGGGAGGCGGAGCCAAACUCUGACAGCCAAUCAAACCAAAACAACCAGAUCCUGAUCUGUGGGAAGUGUGGCAUCGGUUUCCACCAGCAGUGCCAUGUCCCUCCUGUAGAGGGCAGUGUCGGUCUCAGUCCCUGGUUCUGUAGACGUUGUGUCUUCGCUCUGGCUGUCCGGAAAGGGGGCGCUCUAAAGAAAGGACCUAUAGCCAAAGCUCUGUCAGCCAUGAAGCAGGUGUUACUGUACGACCUGGACUCUCUGGACUGGGACUCUCAGCACCGGACCAAUCAGCAGCAGUGUUUCUGUUACUGCGGAGGCCCUGGAGAGUGGUACCUGAAGAUGCUGCAGUGCUUCAGGUGUCAGCAGUGGUUCCAUGAGGCCUGUACCCAGUGUCUGCAGGAAUCCAUGAUGUUUGGAGACAGGUUCUACCUCUUCCUGUGUGCGGUGUGUAAUAAAGGAUCAGAGUAUGUCCGCCGUCUGUCUCUGAGGUGGGUAGAUGUGGUCCACCUGGUCCUCUACAACCUGUCUGUCAGCAGCAAGAAGAAAUACUUUGAGCUGGACGAGAUCCUGGCCUUCGUCUCCGCUAACUGGGAACAUCUACAGCUGGGGAAGCUGUCAAACACUCCUCUGACAGAGAGGGGGCAGCACCUGCUGGACGCUCUCAAUAAAUACAAGAGCAAGUUUCUGUGUGGGAAGGAGAUAAAGAAGAGGAAGUGCAUCUUUCGUCUGAGGACCAGAGUCCCUCCCAACCCCCCUUCGAAACUCUUUCCUGAGCGUGCUCAGAACGAUGGAGGGCAGGGCCGUAAGAAAGGCGUGGUCAGGACCAGUGCGUUAGCUGAGAGGAGGAAGAGGAAGUCUAAGUGGCUGCUAGAAGACGCCAUCCCUAAUAAUGAGCUGUCCUGCAGUUGGACGUCCAACCAUCAUAUGGCCAACAUCUUCGACUUCACCCUGGACGAACUGCAGAGUCUCAAGAGGUAAGACACUGAUCAAUACACCACUAAUCCAUACACCAGUGAUCAAUACACCAAUAAUCAAUACACCAGAAGUCUCUCUGUGACCUUUGACCUGUGUGUCCUCAGGAGGAGGGUGGGCAGCAGGAAAAGGAAGUUACCUAGCAACAGCUACAGCCAGUGGGCCAAUCGCAGCGAGGUGGGGGAGGAGCUUGGAGGCGAGGAGCCCUCUGGGAUGCUGGAGGACCAAGAAGCUACGAACCACCUGACCUCAGACCCCUCCCACUUCCUAUCUGACUCAUCCCACCUCCACUCCUCCAUUUCCUCGUAUUUCGGAGUGGCGGGCAGACUGACCAACGGGGAGAGGUACCAGGUGUUGGCUCGCCGCGUCACUCCUCAGGGGACGGUCCAGUACCUGCUGGAGUGGGAGGGGACAACACCUUAUUAGUACAGAGUCUCAGGUCACAUGUGACGCUUUGACUCCUCCUCCUCCUGAGCCUGCCUCAGUCAGCUGGCUGCUGAUUGGUCCACAUCACACAUAGAUCACCUGUUCAGAUUUUAAUCUAAGUUAUUGUUUUUAUUUUCUCAAAAACAUAAACACAGAUAAUCCAUCCUGUUUUUAAUGUCAGUCUACUCACAACGUCCUGUUAGUGUCAGACCCCAAACCUGGUCCACAGUCCGUGUACUCAAUCUGAGACAGUAAUCCACAUGUCCCCACAAACCUGUGUCAGGCACAUGUCCCCACAACCCCAAAUGUCCCCACAAACCUGUGUCAGGCACAUGUCCCCACAACCCCAAAUGUCCCCACAAACCUCUAUCAGAUGUGUGUCCUCACUGAGAGCUAGUUUGGAUGAUGGAGGAAUCAAAGCAGACCAUGAGCCUGUUAAAUCAGUGUUAGACAAGAACGAACAAAAAGUUGAAGUUCAGCCAAAGACCGAGUGCACACACACACACACACACAUACACACACACACACACACACACACUAAGACACAUGCACUCACACACAGUCAGUAGUGUUCUGGAUGUUCUGCAGAUGUUUGUGUCUCUGCUGUUUAGAACCAAACACAUUUCUUUCCUUCAUCCUCUUGUUCGUCUUCUUCCUCUUCCUCUGACAUGUGAGACAGUCAGAGGCUCCUGUAGCUCCACCCACCCCCCCGGCUGUCAGACAGCUCUGCCCUGCUGGACGGACAGAUGGAUAUGUGUGUCAUGUUUGAAGCACCUGAACAGAAGAAGCACUUCACACCUCUGAUCUGUUUCAUCACCUUUUGUGACAUCACUGAGUGAGUGUGGCCUUUUUGUGGUGACGGUGACAUCACACUCGUUAAUAUGAGUUAAUAUCAGACUUCAGCAGUUCACACAGGUGAGGAGGGGGAGGAGCCUGAGUGACCUCUGAAGUUUCAAACUUCCUGUUUGACUGUUUGUGAUAUUUAAUCACCUGAAGAACGACAGGAAAAACUGCAACUGGCCUCCACCUCCCAGAAUUCAGUGUGUUUCCUGUCAGCUGUCCUCUUGCACUAUCGUCACGGUGACUAUCUAUGCAAACACCUGAUCACAGUGAUUGAUCUGUGAAACUAAAAUAAUAAAUGUUAGUGACAUCAAAGGUUAGCUUGAAGCUAACGUAGCCCAAUGGUUUGAAUGAGGAAUGCUAAUAUUGCUAACAGUCUCUGAGACGUUAAACUUUCACUCUGUCACUUUAAACGUGCAGCUCCUCCUUGCUGCCAUGGUAACCGUGAUCCACUCCCAUUGGCCUGUUCAACGGUUGUUUUCAUUAUGUGACUUUGUUCUUUUUUUCUGUUCAGCUGACCAAUCAGCUGCCAGCUUUCUUUGGAAUAAAAAAAACCUCUUGUUUGA